Messenger RNA from Rhea pennata, 8589 nucleotides. Its product is annotated as GON-4-like protein. The transcript is spliced from 32 exons. Gene Ontology annotation, biological process: regulation of DNA-templated transcription. The record is from RefSeq and is a predicted model, not a curated record. NCBI's taxonomy places the organism in Eukaryota, Metazoa, Chordata, Aves, Rheiformes, Rheidae. Gene Ontology annotation, cellular component: nucleus. Bases 108 to 6974 code for a protein of 2288 amino acids. Gene Ontology annotation, molecular function: transcription coregulator activity.
GGUGACUCGGCAAUGUCGGCGGCCAGGGCCAUGCCGCGGGUCUGGAUUUGGGCGGCGCGGCGGUUCCGGCAUGCCCGAGGGGCCGGAGCUGGGGGAUCGCUGGCGGGAUGUCGCUCUCGCUGAAGAUGCUGCCCUGCAAGAAGAGGAAAGCGGCAGUCGCGGGCCCGCAGAGCCCGCGGGAGCCAAGCUGCACUGGGGAGGAGCCGGCUGCGGCCGCGGAGCCGCCCGCGCUGGUGGAGCACUUCGAGGCAGGCAGGGCGGAGCCGCCGCCCGCGCCGCGGCGGCCCGGCAGGUCGGGGUCCGAGAAAGCCGCACCGCGGCUCGAAGGCGGCUCAGUUGUGGCGCCGGCCGAUGGCGGCUGCUCCGCGAUCAGCUCGACGGCAGGUCGGGCCACGGCGCUGCCCGCUGCUGCCAGGGCGCGGCGGGACCCCGCGGAGACCUUCCUCAAGGGCGGAAAGAGGCUCGCGGCGCGGGUAGCACUGGGCCCCGCUCCCGACAGCGCUGGAGGUCGCCAGGCCGCCCGAGAGGCUCUACCUGCGCCCCAGUCUGCUGACGAUGAGCAAGCUACUAAACAGCAUACAGAGGAAGAAGUAGGUUUGCAGAGAGAUCCAUAUCUGACUGACAGCCAUUCUGCAGUGCAGGAGUUUCCACUGAGAUGUUCUUUGCAGCUGGCAGUUAGAAAUCCUGCCAUGAUGAAGCCACUGAAGAACACCAGAGCUGGUGAGUGGCCCCUGCAGACUGAUGAGGAAAAUGAGGAUGUUGGGCUGUUUAUUCCAUUGGAGGAGCAAGAUGGAGAGGAUAUUGAGAGGAGGAAGAGGAAGAGGAAAGCAACCAAGCGGAAAAGAGAAGGAAAAAGUCAAGAAGAGGAGGGAUCUUUGUCUUGUGACAUCAAGCUAGAUGAUACCCUUGAUCGCACCUUAGAAGAUGGUGCCAAACAACAUAAUCUGACAGUUGUCAAUGUGCGAAACAUUCUGCAUGAAGUGAUCACAAAUGAGCAUGUAGUUGCCAUGAUGAAAGCAGCUAUCAGCGAGACGGAGGAUAUACCUUUGUUUGAACCCAAAAUGACUCGCUCCAAACUGAAAGAAGUUGUGGAGAAAGGAGUGGUGAUUCCAACGUGGAAUAUUUCUCCAAUCAAGAAGGCAAAUGAGGUAAAGCCCCCUCAGUUUGUGGACAUUCCUCUUGAGGAAGAUGAUUCAUCUGAUGAAGAAUACCAGCCUGAGGAUGAGGAUGAGGAUGAGACUGCAGAAGAGAGCUUACUGGAAAGUGAUGUAGAGAGCACUGCCUCUUCUCCUCGGGGAGCAAAGCGAUCUAGGACAAGGCGAUCAUCUGAUGAAGAGGGAGGGGUGCUCUGUGAGACGGAGAAGGUUACUACACCUGUUGUUAGACAUAUUAGUGCUGAAGUAGUUCCCAUGGGACCUCCACCACCUCCUAAACCAAAGCAAAGCAAAGACAGCACAUUCAUGGAGAAACUGCAUGCAGUGGAUGAAGAACUGGCUUCAAGCCCAGUAUGCAUGGAUUCCUACCAGUCUCUGGAAGACAGUCUCAUUGCCUUCCGAACACGAUCAAAGAGACCGCUGAAAGAUGUUCCUCUUGGUCAGCUGGAGGCUGAGCUCCAAGCCCCAGAUAUUACACCAGAUAUGUAUGACCCUAAUACGGCAGAUGAUGAGGAAUGGAAAAGGUGGCUUGGAGGACUCAUGAAUGAUGAUGUGGAGAAUGAAGAUGAAGCAGAUGAUGAUGAUGAUCCUGAAUACAACUUCCUGGAAGAUCUGGAUGAACCAGAUACAGAAGACUUCAGAAAUGAUCGUGCUGUGAGAAUUACUAAAAAGGAAGUGAAUGAACUGAUGGAGGAGCUGUUUGAGACAUUUCAGGAUGAGAUGGGUUUCUCAAACAUGGAGGAUGAAGGUCCAGAAGAUGAAGAUAAUGUCACAGAGUCACGGCCAAAUUUUAAUACACCACAGGCACUUAGAUUUGAAGAGCCUCUGGCCAAUUUACUGAAUGAACAACAUCGGACAGUGAAGGAACAACUUGAGCAGUUGAGGAUGAAAAAGUCUUCAACGAAACCACCGCAAGAGUCAGAGAAAUCAAAACCUCAAAAUGAGAAGCCAUUCCAAAGCCUUGUUCUGGAUAGUAUGCAAAGAAAGAGGCUCCAGCAGCAAAUGCAGCAGCAUGUUCAGCUUCUGACUCAAAUCCAUCUUCUUGCGAGUUCUAACCCUGCUUUAAAUUCAGAGGCCAGUACCACCAGGAUGUUUUUGAGUGAGCUGAGUAACUUUGCUCACAGCUCUACGCUCCUUCGUCAGUCACUCAAUCCUAAGUUUCAAACGAUGUUCCAGCCGUGUAACUUGAAGGGAGCGCUGCAGCUCAUUGAAGAUUUUCAUGCCCAAGUCCAAGUUGACUGGAGCCCUCGCAAAUCCGUGAAAAAGAGUACCAAUGAAUUUCCAUGUUUACCAAAGCAAGUGGCAUGGAUUUUGGCAACAAGGAGAGUCUUUAUGUAUCCAGAGUUACUGCCGAUAUGUUCCUUGAAAGCAAAUCCUCCGCGGGACAAGAUUAUCUUCACCAAGGCAGAGGACAAUUUAUUAGCUUUAGGUCUGAAACAUUUUGAAGGGACAGAUUUUCCAAAGCCUUUGAUCAGCAAGUAUCUUUUACCAACAAAAACUGCCCACCAGCUGACAGUGCGAAUCAAGAAUCUCAAUAUGAAUCGAGCCCCUGAUAAUAUCGUCAGAUACUAUAAAAAGACAAAACAGUUGCCCAUUCUGUUCAAGUGUUGUGAGGAGAUCCAGCCGAAUGAGUGGAAACCACCUGUGGAGAGAGAAGAACAUCGCUUGCCAUUUUGGCUAAAGGCAAGUUUGCCCUCCAUUCAGGGGGAAUUGAAGCAAUUAGCAGAAGAUGCCAGGAAGAUGCCAGAUUCACCUGAUGCAGAAUCUGUCUUUUUGGGGACAGAGAAGGAAACUUCAGACACAGAACGUGAUGAAAAAUACCCUCUGCUCAUGCCAAAGGGACUAGUACUGACCUUAAAGCCCCUCGCCAAUCGAUUCUCUAGGAGAACAUGGAGAAGGCAAAGGUCUUCAGCUCUGAAACCUGUUCUCAUUCGACCAAGUCCUUGUCUGCAGCCCAAUUCCAACACUCUGAACAUCCAGAAAACUGUGAAGUUAUCCCAGUCAGAAGCUCCUCCCAGCAAAGUUAUGGUUCAAAUUCCUCGGUUAAUCCAGCCAGCUACAGUCAUGCAGCCUGUGCCAGGAGUGCAACCUUUGAAUGUUCCAGCAGUGGUAGGAAGUGGGGAUGGCUUGGAAUUUCAGAAUAUGCUCUCCACUUCACAUUCUGAUUCCAGGCAAUCUUUUUCAGCUGUUGUACCACAAGCAGUAGUGUCCUCAAGUCCUGUAACUCUUCAGCCAAAACUGAUGUUGCCAGCUUUGGCUGGACCAAAGCUCCGCAAACCUGGUGUUCGCAAGGUAUACCAAAAGAAAAAAGGGACAAAAUCUGCCCCGUUGAUAAAGACUUCACCUUUGUUUCAGCCAUCUCCUGUCAUCCUUACUGUACCUGCUACCACAGUGAAAGUGGUUAAUAUAGGCAAUGGUUGCAAUAUGAUUCAGCCCAUAAAUGCAACAGUUGGUAGAGGCACUCAGGCUAUUCCAGUUACAACCUUAUUGGUAAAUCCAUCCACUUUCCCAUGUCCAUUAAAUCAGCCUUUAGUGACUUCUUCAAUUCCUUCAUUGAUAGUCUCUCCUAACCCUGUUGGUCUUUCUACAUCAUCUGUUGUUGAAAAUGAAGAACAAGUGAAUCUGGCUCCUUCGUGCCCUGCUGUAAAUAACAAAAAUGCCUAUCCUAUAGUUGAACCCAAGGUUGAACGCCAAGAGUUGUACGUUUCGUGCUCAGCUGUCUCCCCGAAGAAGGAACGCAGUACAUUUCCUGCCACUUCAAAUAAUGGUAGCCAGGAAAAGGUAAAUAAGAGUGACUGCUGUAGCUGGACAGUGGUAGCGACAGAGGAGGAAAACGCCUCAGAGCCAUUAUCUGUGGACCUUUCUUCUCAUUUAGAAGAUUCAGAUGAAGCAGUGAAAAUUGAACGUGAAGAUUCAAAUGAUGCUAUCAAGGAAGUAAAUCCAAAACAGAAGAGGGAUCUUUUAUGUGCUGAAGUGAAGGAGGAGUUCAUGCUGGACCUUGGCCAGGAGCUGAACGUGGAGGCUGCAUAUGCAUGUCCAAAUGAGCUGAAAGAAAUAAAAAAAGAGUGUACAUCAUGCGAAGAGAAGGGAGAAGAGGAAAGACAGGAUUUGCAGUCCCCUCCGUGUGACGAACAGCAGAUAGAUGCAGGCAUUGUUCCUGGACCACAAGUAAGCAGCGAGUCUCCUAAGAAUCAUUCAUACACAACAGAUAUUGAAGCAGAAUUUAGUAGUCCACUAGGAAAACCAGAGGAUUCAUCCAGUAUGGAUGGCCAGUCUGUUGGGACACCAGCUGGCCCUGAAGCUGGAGGAGAGAAAGAAGGACAAGAGGAAGAGGAGGAAGAAGACUUUGACGAUUUUACCCAAGAUGAGGAUGAAGAGAUGUCAUCAGCCUCAGAAGAAUCUAUUCUCUCUGUGCCAGAACUUCAGGAGACGAUGGAAAAACUCACUUGGCUUGCAACAGAGAGACGUUUAAGCCAGGAAGGAGAUUCUGAAGAGGAGAAUUCUCAGGAAGAGAACUCGGAGGAGGAAGAGGAGGAGGAAGGGGAAGGAGUAGAGAGUUCACAGAAAGAUGAUGAAAUAUCUGGAGAUAUAUCUGAGGAACCCAAAUCUGCCUUCAUGUUGAUGAAGACAGCCCCACAGGUAGAAGCCAACAGAAUGCUACCAGGAGAGAACAUGAAAGCCCCUGGGAAGAGCAGGAACUCCCACAGAACCAGAAAUAAGAGGGGACGGACUCGUGCUAGCAAAGAUACCUCUAAACUGCUCCUUUUGUAUGAUGAAGACAUCCUGGAGAGAGAUCCCCUGCGGGAACAGAAAGAUCUGGCAUUUGCACAAGCCUAUCUAACCAGGGUGCGUGAAGCCUUGCAGAAUAUUCCCGGAAAGUAUGAAGACUUCCUUCGCGUCAUCUAUGAGUUUGAGAUUAGCACUGAUAAACGAACAGCUGUAGAUCUCUAUUCCACUUUACAGAAACUGUUGCAUGAGUGGCCACAGUUGCUCACGGAUUUUGCUGCCUUUCUUUUACCAGAACAAGCUUUGGAAUGUGGACUGUUUGAAGAGCAACAAGCAUUUGAAAAAAGCCGGAAGUUCCUUAGGCAGCUGGAGAUCUGUUUUGCUGAAAAUCCUGCCCACCAUCAAAAGAUCAUCAAAGUUCUGCAGAGUUGUGCAGACUGCCUCCCCCAGGAGAUUGCAGAGCUAAAGACCCAAAUGUGGCAGCUGUUGAAAGGACAUGACCACUUGCAGGAUGAGUUCUCCAUUUUCUUCGAUCACUUGCGCCCCUCAGCCAGCCGCAUGGGAGACUUUGAGGAGAUCAACUGGACAGAAGAGAAGGAGUAUGAGUUUGAUGGGUUUGAAGAAGUGUCUUUACCAGAUGUAGAAGAGGAGGAUGAACCACCUAAGAUGCAUGCAGCCUCAAAAAAUAAGAAAAGGAAAGAGAUUGGAGGCCAGAACAAUGACAAGGAGGUCGAGUGGGUAGAUGGAAUGAAGGAAUGUUUGUGUCCCUGCCAUGAAGGGAGUAGCGAUCUCAGGCUCAAGAAAAGCAAAAGGAGGACCUGCGGCCAUUGUAGUAGUAAGGUGUGUGAUAGCAAAUUUUAUAAAAGUAAAGAUUCUCAAGAACUGACUGUUAGCCUCGUUCAACAAGAGUCAAGUCUGCAGCCUGAAGGGAAGAAUUAUGGAAUAUCCAGGGAUCCUGUAGAAGAGAGCUUGGAGAGUAGAGAUGAGGGAGAAGAUAUCCAGAGCAGAACAAAAACUGCGUCUAGGAAAGUGGACCCUCUGGUUUCAGGAUGUCACAUAGAAAGAAAGAUUGUCUCCUGCAGACUUGCAUCUUCUGAAAAAGCUGCAUUGCCAGAUAACCAAGUUCGAGAAGGAGGUGCCAGUGCUGUUGUGAAUACUGCAAAGGAUAGUUGUUCUUACAUCGCUGGCCCUGGAUGGACAGAUCUACGAAAAGCUGCUCUAAAACUACCUCAAGAAACCAAAGACAGCUCUUGCACUGUAGGAAGUGACAGUGAGGGACUAAACCAGCAACAUCAAGGAAAUGCAAAUACUUCCCUUGGGCUGGGUGGAGAUCUGCUGUCUUAUUCUGCUACAGUAAAAGGUUUAACAGGGCCUAACUUGUCGUCUGGAAGUAGUUUAUAUCGGACUGAAGAGCUUCAUUCAGGUGCAUCAGAUGAGCUUGCUGUCUUUGGUCACACUUCAGAUUUAGGCAUGAAAGAAUUUGAGAGGUCACCUUUGCCUUUGGAAGGAAAGUCUGAAGCAAAGCAGGGUUGGAUUACACCAGGUAGAAAACUGACACCAGGUAAGAGCUGCUGCUCACAGUUCCCUGAUAAUCACAACAUCCUUUUGGAAGCAGAUGGUAUGGACUGCACCAGAGGCUCUCCUGAGAGCAGAUUAAAGUCAAAUACAAAUGAGUACUUCGAGGUACAUGAGCAUUCUGAGGAGCUGGAAUACAGAGUGCUCGAUGCCUCCUUGGGGCAAAGGGAAGAGGAGCAGCAACAGCAGCGAGUCACAGAAGCAACAGUAUGUGCUAAGAAUAGCAAAGUCAGCUCUACCGGGGAGAAAGUUGUCCUCUGGACCAGGGAGGCUGAUAGAGUCAUUCUUACUACCUGUCAGGAGAAAGGAGCCCAUCUGGAAACCUUCCAUGCCAUCUCACAGAAACUGGGCAACAAAACUGCUAAUGAGGUAUCCCACAGGUUCAAAGAACUGAUGAAGCUCUUUCAUACGUCUUGUGAUGGAAGCUCUGAAGAUGAGGAAGAUGCAACUAGUACUAGUAAUACAGACCAGUUGUCAGAUAAAGAUCUUCUGUUUUCUGAAGACGAACCAGAUGACUAAUUUUUUUUUUUUCUGGCCUGAUAAGCUGCUUACUACAUCAGGAGAGCUGUUUGCCAGUUUGGUGCUACCCAGGUGCUGUGGUUAAUGGAAAAAAAUCUUUGAACAGAUACCUAAUACGCCUUUUGUUUUGGUUCACUUUCCUGAUACGCUUGUUAAAAGCUACAGUUCUAAAUCUGUCUUGAACUAAAGGAAUGAAGAAAGUUGUGAGGGUUAACAUGCUUUAGAACCUAUAUGGGUAAUUCUAAAAAUUGAGUUACAAAAGUGAUACUUAUGGAUAUUGACCUCAGUGCAUGGUAAAGAGCUUGACCAGCAACCUUUUGCAGCACAUGCAAUAGAGAACAUGUAAAUAUUGUACAGUAAGAUGUCUGUUUUCCAUGUGGAGCAAAUACCUGAGGGUUUUGUUUUGUAAAUUUCUCCCUUAUGUUGAUUGUAUGUGGGAAAGUUACAACCUGAAAACUGUAUUGAUUGUGCAGUCUUAUUCCAGCACUGUAAAGCAAGUUCAGUUUGUUGCAACUAGUGCUUUUUUUCACUUUGCAGAGACAAACGAAGAUCUUUAAGGAGAAACUUUCCUCCUUUGUAACAAAGCCACAAGUAGCUGGACAACACGAGCCAGUAUCUUUAGUAGGAUUUUACUGAAAUGAAAGGAAAGUAGCAACUGGGCCAAUGUUUAAAACCCUUCCCUUUAUUUCAAAAGUGAUCUUAACCUUACUCCUUCCACUAUUUCCAGUGAUAAAGAUGAGUUAGUCUGAAUCAGUUUCAUCUUCAGAUUCAUCUGCUUCAAAAUUUGUUUUAUAGCACUGUGCUAGAGUUCUUAGUUCAUGUAGGGCCUCCUGAAAGUCAUCAUGUUCAACUCCAGUGGAGAAGAAGCUAGCCCAUCGCCGUGUAUCCAGCUUCUGUAGCUCCUUGUAUAAACUGCACAGGACUGUGUGCAGAACAGGUGAGGACUGCAGUGCAGUUCCUACAGGAAUGCUUUCAACAGCUGCAGGAAAAACCAUCUUUGUUGAAAUAUACAAGUUGAAAUUUGUUCCCCUACUCUACGAUCUUCUUUUCUUGGUAAGUAGCUGCUUCGCUGUAACUCAGUGUAGCAGAAAAGUUGCUGGACGCUAAUCUUUUUUUGCCCCAUUAAUUCACACAGUAUUAAAAAAAACAGGAAAAAAGUCCUUUGCUAGACCUUGCUGCCCCACUUGAUAGUUUUCUUUUGCAAAGUUAAGAGGCAUACAUUACCUGUUGAGGAAUAACUGAGAGGUUUGUCCAAAAGGAAGCCUUCUCUGGUGAGAAGAGAGGAAAAAAACUGGGGGUACGGAGGUAAGGUACGGCAUGGCUGCUCAAGCACAUGAGAUAUGCUAUAAAAAAGAAAUUGAAUAAAGUUAUCUAAAAUUCAUUACCUUCUGUAGCUUCUAGCUAGUGUUCCUUUUUCUAAAGUUGCAAAACAGAGAUUAUUACCAACCUGAAGGUCCCAGGAGACAAAGUAUGUAAGUAAUGCUGCAGAAUCUGCUCCAGUGUCUCACCAGCCUGGAGUGCAGAAGCAGGCUGCUCUGCUGGACAGUUGCUACAAAGAGAACCAUGAACUGGAUGAGCAGGAAGAGGGGGCCUAAAUAAAGAUGCUGGUAACUCA